Molecule: messenger RNA, 3599 nt
Organism: Chenopodium quinoa (quinoa)
Lineage: Eukaryota; Viridiplantae; Streptophyta; Magnoliopsida; Caryophyllales; Amaranthaceae
Product: importin subunit beta-1-like
Exons: 3
Coding region: 462-3065 (867 amino acids)
Biological process (GO): protein import into nucleus
Cellular component (GO): nucleus; cytoplasm
Molecular function (GO): small GTPase binding; nuclear import signal receptor activity
Source: RefSeq, a predicted model, not a curated record
UAAUCACACACGUAUGAGAAAAAAAGAAAAAAAAUAAAAUUGAAUUUGACACGUUCGAAAUUUCAAAUUCUAGGGUUUAUUGUGGUAGAAGGGGCAGAACGGGCAGGUAUACUGUAAACCUCCUCUCCUUCUUCCCACAAAACCACAAACAACCACCUUCCUCCCGCUUCUUCGACACAUUCGAAAUACCCUCUUUUUCUCUCUCCUCUUUAUAUAUUUUCAUCGUCUUCCUCCUCCUCUUUCUCUCUCUUCUCUGCUACUCACUUUCUCUCUCCUCCUUCACUUUCUCUCUCCUCGUUUCUUCGAUUCUUUCUCUCCUCUGAAAAUCUUGAGAAUAUCACUGAAUUAGGGUUUUCAGGGUUUUCAGGGUUUAGGUUUUUGGUUUUUGAGGUGUUAUUGUUAUCAACCCUAAUUUUUCGUCAUUCUAUACAGGAAAAGUUUGUGUUGAGUGUUAAGAGAAAAUGUCGAUGGAUAUUACUUCAUAUCUGCUGGCAGCACAAUCACCUGAUACUAAAACCCGCACAGAGGCUGAGGCUAGCCUCAGGCAGUUCCAGGAACAGAACCCUUCUGGUUUUUUGCACGCAUUGUCAGCUGAGCUCUCAAAUGAUGGAAAGCCAAUGGAGUCUCGUAGGUUGGCUGGUAUAGUGCUGAAAAAUUCAUUAGAUGCUAAGGAUGCUUCUCGGAAGGAUCAUCUUGUGCAACAGUGGGUGGCUAUUGAUGCUUCUGUGAAGUUGCAAAUCAAGGAGUCACUUUUGAGGACAUUAAUGUCUGUGACGCAGGAAGCAUGGCACACUUCAUCUCAAGUAAUUGCCAAAAUUGCUUCCAUUGAAAUUCCAAGGAAGGAGUGGCCGGAUCUGAUUGGAUCUUUGCUUAAUAACAUGACUCAACCAGAUGCUCCAGCUUCAUUAAAGCAAGCAACACUAGAGACCCUUGGAUAUGUUUGUGAGGAGACAUCCCAUGAACAGCUGGAGCAAAGUGAAGUGAAUGCUAUUCUGACAGCUGUUGUUCAGGGAAUGAACUUUGCUCAACAUAGUGCAGAAAUUCGCCUUGCAGCAACAAAGGCACUAUAUAAUGCUCUUGCUUUUGCAGAAACUAACUUUAAGAAUGAGAUGGAACGGAGUUACAUCAUGAAGGUGGUUUGUGAAACUGCAACAUCUCAGGAGGUAGAGAUUAGGCAGGCUGCUUACGAAUGUCUUGUGGCAAUUGCAUCAAUGUACUACAUAGUGCUUGAACCCUACAUGCAGACUCUCUUUGAGCUUACAUCAAAAGCAGUAAAAGGGGAUGAGGAGAUUGUUGCUCUUCAAGCAAUUGAAUUUUGGAGCUCCAUAUGUGAUGAAGAAAUUGAUAUUCAAGAAUCUUAUGAAGGGCAGAGUGACCAGUCUGAUCCUCCUCAUUCUCGCUUCAUUGAGAAAGCUUUACAGUUUUUGGUACCAAUGUUAUUGGAAACUUUAUUGAAGCAAGAGGAGGAUCAAGACCAGGAUGACAGCACUUGGAAUCUGUCUAUGGCUGGUGGGACAUGUUUGGGUCUUGUGGCGCGGACGGUUGGUGAUGCUGUUGUGCAGCUUGUGAUGCCUUUUGUCGAGAGUAACAUAUCUAGUCCAGAAUGGCGUGCCCGUGAAGCAGCUACAUAUGCAUUUGGCUCAAUCCUCGAGGGCCCUAGCAUUGAGAAGCUCUCGCCUCUAGUUCAUGCGGGUUUGGAAUUCCUGCUUAAGGCAAUGAACGACCAAAACGAUCAUGUAAAGGACACAACUGCUUGGACAUUGAGCCGCAUAUUUGAGCUGCUACAUUGCCCAGCUUCUGGAUUUUCAGUCAUUAAUGCUGCCAACCUCCAACCUAUUCUGGGUGUUCUACUGGAGGGCAUCAAGGAUACCCCACAUGUGGCAGAGAAGAUUUGUGGUGCUAUCUAUUACCUUGCACAAGGUUUUGAGGAGGAUGGAGCAAGCUCAUCUACCCUCACACCUUAUCUCCCCCAAAUUAUACCUUCUCUCAUCACAGCUGCUGAUAGAACAGACAGCAAUGACUCUAAACUACGGUCUGCUGCGUAUGAAACAUUAAACGAGGUGGUUAGGUGUGCUAAUGUGCCAGAAACAGCUCAAAUCAUUGAACAGUUGCUUCAUGUUAUAAUGAACAAAUUAUCGCUGUCUUUUGAGCUUCCAAUUGAUAAAGAAAAACAAGGAGAUCUGCAAGCACUACUUUGUGCAGUCUUACAGGUCAUCAUCCAAAAACUUAAUUUUGAUGAGACAAAACAGAUCAUACUAAAAUUUGCAGAUCAGAUGAUGAUCUUGUUCCUCAGAAUAUUUGCUUGUCGCAGUUCUACAGUGCAUGAAGAGGCUAUGCUUGCAAUUGGUGCAUUAGCUUAUGCAACUGGACCAGAGUUUGGGAAGUACAUGCCAGAGUUCUACAAGUAUUUGGAGAUGGGUUUACAGAACUUUGAAGAGUACCAAGUCUGUAGCAUUACAGUUGGGGUAGUUGGUGAUAUUUGCCGUGCCCUGGAUGAUAAGAUAUUACCUUAUUGUGAUGGAAUUAUGGCCCUCCUUCUCAAGGAUCUCUCGAGUGGUGACCUACAUCGUUCUGUCAAACCACCAAUAUUCUCUUGCUUUGGUGAUAUUGCUCUUUCAAUUGGAGCACAGUUUGAGAAGUACCUUGGCUAUGCUAUACCCAUGCUACAGAGUGCAUCUGAGGUGUGUGCUCAGAUGGACACAGAUGAUGAUGAGAUUAUGGAAUAUGGCAACCUUCUCCGGCGCAGCAUCUUUGAGGCUUACUCUGGGAUACUGCAGGGUUUGAAGGAUGCUAAGCCUGAGCUCCUUGUUCCGCAUGCAAAGCAUCUUCUGCAGUUCCUAGAAUUUGUCUUUAGAGACAAAAAUAGAGAUGAGAGCGUGACAAAAGCUGCUAUUGCUGUCUUGGGAGAUCUUGCGGAUGCACUUGGUCAAAAUGCAAAGAUAUUCUUGAAGGACUGCUCAUUUUGCGUUGAUUUCAUCCACGAGUGUCUUGAAUCUGGUGAUGAGCAGCUUAAGGAUACCGCAUUAUGGACUCAGGGGAUGAUUGGUCAGGUUAUGGUUUCAUGAGAGGCAGUAUUUUACAUCGCUGCAGAAAAAUUGUCAGCAUGCGUCAUUGCCUCUGUUCUAAGCCUUGUGUGGGGUAUCAGGUAUGGGUUAUGUCAGGGUUUAAGAGUCUGGGGUCCAGUAUUCACGUCAUGUCUGACGUAAAUUUUGGUCUUCGCAAGGUUUCAGUCACCUAAGUUGUUUUGGUGUCAAGAUCUGGGUCGGGUAAGGGGUUGGGGUAAUUUGUUGUUUGGGGGGGGGGGUGUUUGAUCCUUAUCUAUAUAAGGUCACUGAAUUAAAAGGAGUGGCCUCUUAUUGGCCUUGUGAAACUUUGAUUAAUUCAAUGCAUCCACUACUUUGGUGGUUCGAGUCUAUUCUGUUUGCCUCUUAAUUUCUUCAUCUAUUUAUUUUUAGUGCAUGAAUCAUGUGGUUAAUUCUAAAGCUUUUUGCUUGAUCAUGAUAACCAGUUCUAUUUCUAAACUUGUAUGUUAUGGACCUCUGCUGUAAUUUGAAUGCUUUGUGCUGAAGUAUAUAAAAUUGAAUAUCUAUAAUUGGACU